AUGUCGGAUAACGGAGACAGUCCUUCACCGCGGUCCACGCGACCUGCUACCUCGCCGUCACCGCCGCCAAGCCUGACCCGGUCGGCUGAGACGAAGCCAUCGUCUUCUUCGCCUUCAUCGUCGUCAUCACCCAAGAAACGGUCUGGGUCUGGCCCGGAGAACAGCAAGGUCACCAAGAGGCGAGCGGCUCGAGCCUGCACACAAUGCCGAGCCCGCAAGGUCCGCUGCGAUGUUGUUGAGAAUUCGCCGUGCGGCAACUGUCGGUGGGACGGUUCAAUCUGUGAGGUCCCGGACAGCCGGAGGCGCAAGAAAAACAUUUCUUACGCAGGCGGGCCGGCAGCAGUUGGGGUCCGUGCCGCCAGUGCCGAGGUAUUGCACACAAACUCAAAGGCGCUCAACGCCGCCGUGCCAAUCACCAUCGCCGCUGCGGCUGCCAAUCCAGGUCUGCUCUAUCCGGGGGGGAAUGGUGCUGAAAUCAUGUACCCAACCCCCGAUGUCUAUGGCACAGUCAGAAACGAACCGUUGGGGUUACCAUCCGGAUUCGGCCCUCUGCCUUCCGGUCUCCCGACAGCUGCCGCCUCCCUGGGGCUCGGCCCAUUCCCCCCGGCCCUCACAGCGCCAUUGGAACAGCCAUUGGAGCGGCCCGACGAGCUGCCUCCGUUCAUCAAGCCGAUACCCAGCAAAAUCGGUCCCGACGAGAGAUGGUAUCUCAGUCACAAGAAGGCGCUCACGCUCCCGCCAUUACCCCUGCAGAAUGUGCUCCUCAAGGCCUAUGUCGAGUAUGUGCAUCCGUACAUGCCGCUCUUGGAGCUGCACGACUUUCUCAACGUAAUCAACCACCGCGAUGGGUCUGCUGGCCAGAUCAGCUUGUUUCUGUACCAGUCCGUCAUGUUUGUGGCGACCGCCUUCAUAGACGAGCAGUACCUGAAAGACGCUGGCUAUGAGAACCGCAGGGCGGCCCGGAAAGCCCUUUUCGCGAGGGCUAGGCUUCUCUACGACUUUGAUUACGAGACGGAUCGCCUCGUUCUUGUCCAAGCCUUGCUGCUCAUGGCGUACUGGUACGAGACACCCGACGACCAAAAGGAUACGUGGCACUGGAUUGGCGUCGCCAUUUCCUUGGCCCACACCAUUGGCCUCCACCGCGACCCGGCAAACACCAUCAUGGCGCCCCGUCGACAGGGUUUGUGGAAAAGGGUGUGGUGGUGCUGCUACAUGCGAGACCGCCUGGUUGCUCUGGGAAUGCGACGGCCGACCCGUAUCAAGCAGGAAGACUUCGACGUGCCCAUGCUGGCCGAGGCCGACUUCGAAAUUGCCGCGCUGCCUGAAGAGAACCAGCUGCUGGAUUGCGCCUUGCUGCGCGACCUCGACAUGCAGAAAAGGCUUGCUCUUAUGUGCAUUGAGAAGGCCAAGCUCUGUGUCCUCAUCGGUAACAUGCUGACGGUGCAGUAUUCGGUCCUCAGCCGCGACGGCAUCCGGCCAGAGAACACUACAAGCAGUACAAUGAUGCUGCUUCCGAACAAAAAGACGAGCAAUCCCGAAGACAUUAAAAGGGUAGACGACGACUUGACAAGUUGGUUCAACAGCCUCCCGGAAGCUUGCCAGUACCAACCCCUAGAUUCAAUCGCCAUUACCGAGCAGAACGCGCCCUUCGCCGUCCACAACCUUGUCCUCCAUAUGGUGUACCACACCACGGUUUCGGCACUUCACAGGCCGCUGUUCUUCGGGGGUACGUCAGUGGAGGCCACGGGUUGCUCAAGGCAGAUGCAAGAAACGGCCCGCAUCCGGGUGCGCGACACGGCAUACCGCGUUACUGUCAUGGCCGCCGAGCUUCGGCAGCAUGGGUUGGUACGAUAUCUGCCCACAACGGGCGUCACGGUGAUUUUGCCUGCCAUGAUUGUCAACCUCAUAGAUGUGAAGAGUGAGUGCCCGGAAACGCGGGCGCGGGCAACCCACGGAUUCAAGGAGUGCUUUCAGGUGAUGAACGACUUGCGGAACACGUAUGCCGCGGCCGAUUUCGCCACCAACUUUCUAGACGCCGCGCUUCGGAAAGGCGUCCUGGUAAAUACCUCACCGCCCCAACCGCAACCGCAAACGCAAGCCCAGAUGCAGCCUCAGCUGCGGGCCUCCAAGGCUCUGCACCGGACGCUGGCGCCCGGGCCCCUGGGCAUGGUGCCGCGAAUACCGUCCAGGCCGUCGACGCCGCCACCGGAGGAUAGCACGGCCUUCCUGGACCCGAGCCAAGUCCAGAUCUACCAGCAGCAGAACCAAGGGUAUAUGCUCCCAACCGGAGAUGGCGACGUCAGCACAUUCGGGAUUCUGCGAGGGCACACACCGCCACAAACAGACCACGAGUCCGAGGCGACCCCCUCUGCAGAAGUGGUCCCUGACGGAACACCAACAACGACAACAGGAGAGCCAAUGGACUACGCCAUGACUGGAGCUGGACAUGGAAACGGGGGGAACCGAGACGGUAGUAACAACUUUGACAUUGACCAGUGGCUCCAAUUCCCCGCCGAGGGCGUCGACGAGACUUUUAUGGGCGAUAUGUUUGACAGCGUCAACCAGAAGGCCGAGGCGGCCAACCCCGACCUCGACAUCUGGAUGGACUCGAUGCACACGCACCCGCAGGUCACCCUAUGA
Molecule: messenger RNA, 2640 nt
Organism: Canariomyces notabilis
Lineage: Eukaryota; Fungi; Ascomycota; Sordariomycetes; Sordariales; Chaetomiaceae
Exons: 4
Coding region: 1-2640 (879 amino acids)
Biological process (GO): DNA-templated transcription; regulation of DNA-templated transcription
Molecular function (GO): DNA binding; DNA-binding transcription factor activity, RNA polymerase II-specific; zinc ion binding
Source: RefSeq, a predicted model, not a curated record